This is a messenger RNA of Ciona intestinalis (vase tunicate), 1022 nucleotides long. Lineage: Eukaryota; Metazoa; Chordata; Ascidiacea; Phlebobranchia; Cionidae. The record is from RefSeq and is a predicted model, not a curated record.
GAAAACUACUCGUGCUAAGGUUUGAAUUGUGUUAUGCGUUUUUUUGCAUUGAUCUAUGUAGAUCGUGUACAGGAUAAGCGUAUUAUAGAACAACUUAUAAGCCAUUUCUAGGAAUUGAUUUUGUGUAAAAGAACUAGUAACACUGUAUAGAAAUAAGUCGUGCAUCAUUUAUAAGUGAGUCUUAAGGUAUUCUGGGAAUUAUUAUAUAAAUCAGAAUUGGUUCUGACUAAAGGAAUUCAUUGGCUCAAUGGAUCUACACACUGUAGGCGAAUGCGUCAUUAUUUGGCAACACAGAGCAAUUUCUCAAAUGCUGUAGAGUGUAAGCUAUAUGCAUAAAAAACUCGGCAUUGGGUGUGGGAAAGGUCCCCCCGUGUUAUAAAGGCUGUCAUUGCUUCUCCACGCGGGUUACAGAAGUUACAUUCAAUCAAAUAAACAUUAAGGUUUGAAUUUUACUUUCUUUUCAGAGUUGGGAAUCUAACUAAAAUAUGCAUGGUACAAAAUGUGGCAGACCUAAGUUGUUUAUGCUGUUCGCUGCUUUAUCUCUAAUAGGUUUGUUAUGCACUCUAUUUAUGGCACAAGAGGAAAUCAGGACAAUUGUACAUUACCUAGCUCCUUUAGAAAAUACAAAAGCAUACGUUCAGAAGUACAAAGCACGUCAACACUUCACUGAAUCAAACCGUUCCUAUAUAUUAAUGUGGAGGCCCCCUUGGGGUAUUGCUGACCAAGCAGUUCCUGAAGGUACAAGGAUAGGUAACUGCACUCUUACUUUUGAUAGAAGCAUGUUGCCCAGAGCUGGUGCAGUUAUAUUCCAUUACACAGAUAACAGUAUACCAAUACCAUGGCGAUUGCACAGAGAUAUAGGUCAGUACUUCGUUUUCUACUCGAUUGAAAGUCCGUCGUUCAUGUUGAAUGUUGAAAGAAAAACAUUCCAAAAUUUGGACAAUUUCUUCAAUUUGACAAUGACUUACAAAGAGGGUUCCGAGAAAUAUUCGGACGUGGGAAGGAAUUCGUCGACACGAUAA